AUGACACCGCCUCCCUCCUCCAAGUGGCACGGAUCACCCUCCAUACCCAUGAGUGGGCGGUGUUGUGUGGAGCCACACCUCCACUGGCGCUGCCGCUGCUGCUGCGGGACUGAAGCAGAAUCUGCCCGCUUGUUCUCAGCCAGCAGAAGCGGCGAUCGCGAUCGGAGUGUGUGAUCGCUGUCCGGAGAGCAUAGAUGUGCAAAACCCCUGGAUUAUCCGUGCGCUGGAGAGGCCAGAACCGACCACCGUGGGGGACUGUCUUCAUCUAGUCGUGGAAAGGGAAAGAGCCACGGGGAGAGCAUGGCGGUAGAGGAGGAAGGUCUGCGGGUUUUCCAGAGCGUUAAAAUAAAAAUAGGAGAAGCAAAAAACAUCCCUCCGUACCCGGGGCCAAACAGGAUGAGGGACUGCUACUGCACCGUCAACCUGGACCAAGAAGAGGUCUUCAGGACCAAGAUCAUAGAGAAGUCCCUUUGUCCAUUCUACGGGGAGGACUUUUACUGUGAGAUUCCACGUAGCUUCAGACACCUCUCCUUCUACAUCUUCGACAGGGACGUCUUCAGGAGGGACUCCAGUAUCGGCAAGGUUGCAGUGAAGAAAGAAGACCUGCAGAAAUAUCACGGCAAAGACACCUGGUUCCAGCUACAACCUGUCAGCGCUGACUCAGAAGUGCAGGGGAAAGUGCACCUGGAGCUGCGACUGAGUGAAGUCAUCACAGACAGUGGGGUCAUCAACCAUAAACUAGCCACACGUGUUUUGGAGUGCCAAGGUCUUCCAAUCGUCAACGGCCAGUGUGAUCCCUAUGCUGCUGUCUCCUUACUAGGACCUUCGAGGUCAGAAGCUAAGAAGACCAAAGUGAAGAGGAAAACCAACAAUCCACAGUUUGAGGAGGUUUUCUAUUUUGAGGUGACGCGGCCAUUAAGCUACACAAAGCGUCAGUUUGAUGUUGAGGAAGAGGAUGUUGACAAGCUGGCACUGAGGGUGGAUCUGUGGAACGCCAGCAACCUGAAGUUCGGGGAUGAGUUCCUGGGAGGGGUGCGAGUUCCUCUGCGAGUGUUGAGUCAGGCCGGUGUCCAUGACGCAUGGUACUUUCUCCAGCCCAGGGAGAACGGGGGGAAGUCAGUGAAGGUAGAGGAGCUCGGCUCUCUGCGUCUGAACAUCGUUUACACGGAGGACCACGUCUUCCCCUCUGAACACUACACCCCCCUCAGAGAUCUACUGCUGCACUCUGCUAAUGUAGCGCCUGUGUCGGCGUCCCCAGCUCACACUCUGGGGGAGGUGUGUCGAGAGAAACAAGAAGCCGCCAUUCCCCUGGUGCGUUUGUUUCUCCACUACGGCAAGAUUGUGCCUUUCAUCAGCACCAUCGCUCACGCCGAAGUCAACCGCACACAAGAUCCUAACACCAUUUUCCGGGGAAACUCCCUGACGUCCAAGUGCAUUGACGAGACCAUGAAGCUGGCAGGAAUGCACUAUCUGCAAGUGACACUCAAACCCAUCAUAGAUGAGAUCUGCACAGAACACAAAUCCUGUGAAAUCGACCCGGUCAAGCUCAAAGAAUCGGAGAACCUGGAGACGAACAGGGAAAAUCUUCGUCAGUAUGUGGACCGUAUCUUCAACACUAUCACCACCUCCGGCGUUCGCUGUCCCACCGUCAUGUGUGAUAUCUUCUUCUCUUUGAGAGAGUCCGCUGCCACCCGUUUCCAAGUUGACCAAGAUGUCCGAUACACAGCAGUGAGCAGUUUUAUUUUCCUGCGUUUCUUCGCUCCGGCCAUCCUCUCCCCGAACUUGUUCCAUCUACGGCCGCACCAUCCAGAUCCCGCCACCUCUCGAACCCUCACCCUCAUCUCCAAGACGAUCCAGACCCUGGGAAGUCUCGCCAAGUCUAAGUCUGCCAAUUUCAAAGAGUCUUACAUGGCUGCAUUUUACGACUACUUCAAUGAGCAGAAAUAUGCGGACGCUGUGAAGAAUUUCCUGGACCUGAUCUCCACCUCAGGCAAAUGGGAUCAGAGGAGUAUUGAAACACCAAUCAUGCUCAAAGAGGGAUUUAUGAUAAAGCGGGCUCAAGGGAGAAACCGUUUUGGAAUGAAGAAUUUCAAGAAGAGAUGGUUUCGCCUCACCAAUCACGAGUUUACCUACCACAAGACCAAAGGGGAGAGCGCUCUCUGCAGCAUUCCUAUAGAGAACAUUUUGGCUGUGGAGCGGCUAGAGGAGGAGUCUUUCAAGAUGAAAAAUAUGUUCCAGGUCAUUCAGCCGGAGCGGGCACUCUACAUUCAGGCCAACAACUGCGUCGAGGCUCGCGACUGGAUCGACAUCCUGACCAAAGUCAGCCAGUGCAACCGCAAACGCCUAAGCACCUACCACCCUUCAGCCUACCUCAACGGCCACUGGCUGUGCUGCAAGUUCUCAGCGGACACGGCCUCUGGGUGUACGCCCUGCACUGGCGGCCUCCCUGCAAACAUCCAGCUGGACGUAGAUGGAGACAGAGAGACAGAGAGGAUUUAUUCCCUGUUCAGCACAUACAUGACCAAACUGAUCAAGAUGCAAGAGGCCUGCGGCAGCAAAUCUGUGUACGACGGACCCGAACAGGAGGAGUACUCCAGCUUUGUCAUCGAUGACCCCCAGGAGACCUACAAAACCCUGAAACUGAUUGUUUCAGCUGUGCAGACCUUGGAGCAGCAGCACACCAAGUACAAACGUGACAAGUUCAAGAAGACAAAGAUAGGCAGCCAGGAGCAUCCGAUUGGAGACAAGAGUUUUCAGUGCUACAUACGGCAGCAGUCUGAGAGCUCCACCUACUCCAUCUAGCCCCGUGUACUGUUUCUACAAUGCCUAGAACCAGCAUAUUUUUCUUUACUGGGAAAAAAUUCCAUCUUGACAAUGCUCCAUUUCUAGUAUUGAGUUUUAACACUUUAUUUUUCCUCAAAACAAGAUUAAAGAAAGGCAUCAAGGUGAGAUCAUUUCACUUAUUUCCAAAGCAAUGUGUCCAUGCUUCACCUUUUUUAAAAGACUUUUCAGGAAGCAGCAUGCUGUUUUGGAAACAAGUGUCACCUGACUGGCUUAUUUGUCCAGUUUUAGGAAAAUAAAGGGAGUUUUAAUUAUCCACACCAGACUGAACGAGCUGUGGGGAUGUACAGUUUUUUUCCGCAGUGUCUCAAGAUGCAUUCCUCCAAAUUUGGAGAACAAACCUCAGAUCAGCAUAAAAAAUAGAGGAACAGUCGUGGAGAAAAGGAGGGAUACAAAUUAAGACACAAUCAUACCGUACAACUACGUAGGUUUCCUGUCUGUGAUGUGACGAGGGAACAGGCCAAUGUUUUCACUGGACAGUUUUUGACAGUGACCAACACGCACUUUAAUCGCCUCCACAUCUCUGGAUGAACGAGCAUCGCAGCACACGUUCAAAAACUUAUUUUAUCUGUUUGAUUUGUAUUUGGUUAUGAUAAUGGUUGACAUGUUGAGAUGUGCCAUUGUAUUUCACUCCAGAAGGAAGAUAGGACUGUACUUUUCCACCUUUAGGUGGUGUUUUUGCUGUUUCUUUGUCGCCCAACCUUUGUCGCACAGAAGAAGAAGAAGGAGAAAAGAAGAAGGGAUUGUCGGGACCAAGCACAGCAGAGAGCAGCUCGAUGUUACCAAUGUGAUCUUUCAAUUUCAUCCCUCAUUUUUAAUCCUCAUCAACAAUGUUCUAACAGAUGUUUAGGGUCAAGUGUUCACGUUUCUUUUGAAGCCUUGUUCUGUUGUGAUUGGAUGUCAUGCUCCUGUGUUCACAGUACCUGGGUUGAAGGAAUAGAUUAUUUUUUUUGGAGUCAGAAAAACCCAUCGAUGCCUUUUUUUUUUAUCUCGAUGGGCGUCGAGUUGCAGCUUCUCUUUUAAGUCAGACAAAUCUUCAUCUGAACCCAGACGUUCGAGGAUGACUUCGGAACCAGUUCCUGUGGAUAUUGGCCACACUGGGCUGCGUGCUGUUGGGCCCUGUUGACUCACGCAAUCUGUGAAUCUAUUCAGUAAAAUGCCACAAUAUAAACUGAAAUAAUUGUGUGCUGACAAUAUACACUCACUGGCCACUUUAUUAGGUGCACCGGUACAAUCUAUUGCAAUUCAGCUCAAUUACAAAGGACAUUGUGGGAAAUGUGUUGUUAGGUUAAAGGUGUUGUUGUUCUGGACAACAUUGAGAGGUGUUUCUCAUGUUUUUGUCCUUCUUAUUUACAGCACAGGACAGAAUAUAAGAACAGGGUGAAUAUAAUGUAGUCCAGAACAGUCCCAUCACUGUCACCUCAAGAAUAAACAUAUAACUUAACCUGGAUGUUAUUGGCAUUAUAAAAGUAGACGUCGGCAUAUGACUGCAUUAGACUGUACGGUGUCAAGUCAGUUUGAUUUAUAUGUAUACAUCUAAUAACAACUCUGCCUCUGAGGUACAUAAUGAAGUGACCAAUGAGUGUAUAUCGAAUAUAGAAUGCAUACUGGAUUAAUAAACACAUUUUGUAAUUGGAUUACAAAACACAAACAAAUUGCCACAUGCUGAACCAAGAGCUCUCGGAGCCCCUGUGGGCCCAAGGGCAGUUGCCCAGUCCAACCUUGGCUGAAAGUCACGCACAUCCAUGGUGCAUUUAAUUAUUCUGUUGCAGGUUCAUAGUAAUGGAAAAUAGUGUAUUUUGCUAUUUUUAAGGGGUGCCCAUAUUUGUUCCGGGCAUCCAGUAGUUGAGCCUGCGCCUGACUAAUUCAACCAUCCACUCAACACUCCCUCAAACUGCAUGAGAAAAAGGCAGUAAAGCCAAACUAUCCUUUUCACCAUCACAACGUAGAAACUACUAGCACAGCUCCUAAACAAGGACGUUAUUUAGCUUUUAACAGAUAUACUAACAUUUUAACCAGUCUUGUCUCAAGUUAUGAUUGUGAAAUGGGUAACGUGUUACUGGUUGUGUCGCACUGUUGGCUGCCUAAUGUAGUUUUUCUGUUUUGUGAGUUAUCUCCGUCUUACUUUGGAAAUAGCUGCGCCCUGUAGUUUUCAACCUAUUUAAAUGCAUUCCUCUGAGAAACUACCUGCUGUGAAUCUCACCGGUCGGCACCCCAGAAUUGGUGGCAGAUACAGGAUUUUAUUGUUGUUAACCAGUUGUGUUGUUGUACGCCUCCCAAAGGCAACCACUCUCAUCAGCAUUCAUAUUCAUCAGCACUCACUCUCGCCAAAAUCAGUGCAUGUGAAGUAUAAUCUGGAGUCACAGCGACACUUUUGUGCGACCAGGUGACUACAAACCUCAACAAAUUUUGUAUUUUCCAAAACUAAGUACCUGGUUAUGUAGCCUCAUGGGUGUCACAGGAUCACAAACAGUGCCAGUCAUCACUUUUAUAAAAUGUCCUUUAUGAAAAACAAAAACCACAAAAAAAUUUAAAUUGUUUAGAUAUGUUUUUUUAUUUAUAUAUAUAUAUAAAUAAAAAAUGUCUCAAAACCUAUACUGUUUUAAAAACAGAUGAGCAAUUAUUCAGAUUACAUCUUUUUCUCUGUCAAAUGUGUUGAUCCAAGAGCUAUAAUGAAAGUAUUCAACUGUUCUCUGACUGUUUUCUAAUUAUGUCUUGUCAUACAAAAAUCUUGCUGUGUAACUGAAUCGAAUGGCUGAGGUGUGUGUGUGUGUGUGUGUGUGUGUGUGUGUGUGUGUGUGUGUGUGUGUGUGUGUGUGUGUGUGUGUGUGUGUGUGUGUGUGUGUGUGUGUGUGUGUGUGUGUGUGUGUGUGUGUGUGUGUGUGUGUGUGUGUGUGCGUGUAUGUGCGUGUUUGUGCAUAUGUCAGUGAGUGACUGAGAUGACGAGUUGUAUUGCCAAUUGAAUUACCCCAGUGUUACAGGUCAGGGAAGUCUCACUUGUUAAAAAGAGAGAAACUCACUGCCUGUAAUUCUACUAAAGGCUGUAGUGUGGAAACACUGUUACUGUACUCUGGCCUGAUAUGGUGUGUCUCCUCUUUCCUCUUGUAUAGAACCACUGUUCCAUUUCAAGGAACCAUUGCCAAUAUAAUCUCCCCACUCAUUUUAUAACUGUAACACAGUAAUAAUAUUUAUGAAACAUUUAAGAGAGCAGCGUUGCUGUGACCUCUGAACUUUGGUGAGUGUUUGUUUCCACCGGUUACUGACUCCUCAGGUUUAUGAAACUCUGCAGCACUGCUUGUUUGUAUUUUUUGAAUUUUUUUGCCAAGAGUGAGGAGACUCGGACUUAAGCAUAAACCACCAAACAGCUCUGUCUCUCAUCCCUAACUUGAUAAUCAUAUUUAUUAUCAUUUUCAGUGAAACCUUCCCGGAAACAUGGGCUAAAUUGGUGAGUUAAUGCCAGUUACAGUAACGGUAACUCCUCCACCCAGAAGCCCACAAAGGAAUGACUUAUGCAAUAAUGGUGUUUCAGCAUGCAAUAAUAGUAACAACCCCUCAAUAGGACCGCCAAAUUAUCAACGCACAUCCGCUGACCCUUUGCAGUGAAAUUCUUCUUCAGAUAAACACGUUAUAAAGGGAGAACAGUGUAUUUUGUACAAAUCUUUUAAAAGUAUUAAAAUAACCCUGUUAAAUGUGUACAUAAAACAGUUGAAUGAAUGGUGAAAAUGUGAUGUGUUUUUUUUUCUUUCCCUGAAUAACUAAAUGAAACCAAUAUUAAUGAAAA
Molecule: messenger RNA, 6622 nt
Organism: Cyclopterus lumpus (lumpfish)
Lineage: Eukaryota; Metazoa; Chordata; Actinopteri; Perciformes; Cyclopteridae
Gene: rasa3
Product: RAS p21 protein activator 3
Exons: 24
Coding region: 301-2802 (833 amino acids)
Biological process (GO): intracellular signal transduction; regulation of GTPase activity; negative regulation of Ras protein signal transduction
Molecular function (GO): GTPase activator activity
Source: RefSeq, a predicted model, not a curated record